Molecule: messenger RNA, 2669 nt
Organism: Ipomoea nil (Japanese morning glory)
Lineage: Eukaryota; Viridiplantae; Streptophyta; Magnoliopsida; Solanales; Convolvulaceae
Product: acidic leucine-rich nuclear phosphoprotein 32-related protein
Exons: 3
Coding region: 241-1632 (463 amino acids)
Cellular component (GO): nucleus
Molecular function (GO): histone binding
Source: RefSeq, a predicted model, not a curated record
GCCCCUCUCGACUCGCCUCCACAAUAUCUAGAGUGAGAAAGGGGAGCGUUUUGGAGAGAGAAAUAGAGAGAAAAAGAGAGAGAGAGAUUAGGUUUUCUUCGUGCUCAUUACCAUUGCAGAAAACACCUCAUAUUUUAGGGUUUUUUUUUUUAUCGUGUAUCCAUAAACUGCGAUUUCUAAAUAUUCACUUGAUUUUGUUUUGGGUUAUGUUUUGACUGAUCAAAGUUUUGGCUUCAAUUGAUGGAUGAGAUUUGGGAAAGAGCGGUGGAGACAGCUCUGGACGGCCAAACGGACUUCGCUUCGGUUCGAACAUUAACUCUAGACGGAGCUGUGAAGUGCGUUCAUGGUCGCUUGCCUCCGCCGGCCCUGUUCGAGAGGUUUCAGAACCUUCAGCACCUAUCCAUAGCAAACAUCGGUGUUUCGUCCCUGGAACAGUUUCCCCGGCUUCAUAACCUGCAAAAGUUAAUUUUAUCAGAUAAUAGAAUCGCUGCGGGGCUAGAAUUCCUCGUAGAGGCUGGUUUAAACUCUCUUCGGGACCUCGAUUUGUCGAACAACAGGAUUCAGGAUAUAGAUGAUCUUCGGCCGCUAGCAGAGCUCAAACUGGUCUCGCUUGAUCUGUAUGAGUGUCCGGUGACAAGGGUUAAGGAUUAUCGAUCUAGGGUUUUUGGAUUGAUUAAGUCGUUAAAGUACCUGGAUAAGAUGGAUGCGGAGGAAAAUGAGAGGCCGGAGUCAGAUGAUGAGGAGGAGGAGGACGAGGAUGAAGAGGAGGAGGAUGAUGAUCCAGGGAGUGGGGAAGUUGACGGUGAAGAUAGGCCUUACAGGGUGAGCAACGGGCACAAAGCUGGGAGUGAUGGGGUGCUUGAUGUGGAUGAGGAUGAGAGUGAUGCUGAUGAGGAAGAGGCAGAAACUUCCAGAGGGGGAGCUAGUGGAGUGAAGCAAGCUAAUUCACAUAAGCAGUCCAAUGGUUUUAGAAUAGCAGCAGCUGGUGAUGAUGACGAGGAGGAUGAUAACGAUGAAGAUAAUGAUUCAGCUGAGGAAAUAGAUGAAGAUGAUGGGGAUGAUGAUGAAGACGAUGUGGUAGAGGUUCAUGAGAUUGAUGACACUGAUGAGGACGAGGAUGGGGUGGAAGAUGAUGAUGAAGAUGAUGACGAUGAUGAGGAUGAGGAGGAAGUGGAUAAUGAUGACGGUGAGCCAGAAAGUACUGGGAGGCUGGCUAGCACAGAAGGGGAAAUUGAUGGACAUGAGCAAGGGGAAGAUGAAGAUGACGAGGAUGAUAAUGGAGAGACUGGUGAGGAAGAGCAGGGAGUGGAGGAUGAUCAUGAUGGUGAAUUUGAUGACGAUGAGGAUGCUGAGGAUGAGGAAGAAGAUAAUGAUGCUGGAUAUCUGGUUCAACCUGUUGGACAGGUGGAGGUAGAUGCUGGAGGCAGUGAUAUGGAGGCUGCAAAUGGAGACGAGGAUCAUGAGUUGGAUGGAGGAGUGGAGGAUGAUGAUGAUGAUGAUGAUGGUGAAGUUCAGGAAGUGCCACCAUCCGUAUCUAAGAAGAGGAAGAGAGAUGGAGAUGAAGAUGAUGGCAGUGAUGAUGAGGAAGAUGACAAUGCUGUAGACUAUGGGAAGUCAUCAAAGCGGCGUUAGUUAAAAAGAAUGGUAGUGCCAGAUGGCAGUGGUGCCGUGCUUGCAAGAAAGAUUCUUCUACUAGUAGGAGGUGUGAAAAGACAAUUUGCAGUAACUUGUCAAACAAACCAGAAAAGAAAGGAAGACCAGAUAUUCGCGAGAGUCAUUACCCAAGGUGCAUUAAUCUUGGGCCUUGUGUCUGGACCGGUGGGCUUUGGUGAACCACUUGUAUAUAAAAAUUAAUGGGCUUUUGACCCAGGUACAUAUUGGGCCGCCACGUGUGUGGAAGCGACAGCUUGACUUGUGGACAGCGGACAACUCAACUCACUCAUUCAUGAGUCAUCAUGCCCUUUCAUUUUAUAUUCGCCAUCGCCGAAGCUGGGCCGUCUUCUUCAAUCCUCAAUUGCUAGUACUACAGUAGAAGAGAGUAAGAAAGAUGUUGCAGCUCCUCUCUCCAUCAUCCUCAAAAUGGCUUCUUCCACCGCCCAACUUCUACCCUACCACAACCGCCACGUUUAAGGUAAGAGCAAUGGCAAACCAGCGCAGCGAAAGCGACGGAGGAGGAAUAGCAGAGAAACUGGCCAUUGUCGGUGGAUUGGUCUCCACGCCGGUGAUCGGAUGGUCACUCUACACCCUCAAAACCACCGGUUGCGGCCUCCCACCGGGACCAGGCGGCUCCAUUGGCGCACUUGAAGGCGUGAGUUACUUGGUGGUGGCGGCGAUUGUGGGCUGGUCAUUAUACACCAAGAACAAAACCGGUUCGGGUUUGCCCAGUGGACCAUUCGGCUUGUUGGGAGCUGUUGAAGGCUUGUCGUAUUUGUGUUUGCUGGCCAUUAUCGCUGUGUUCGGGUUACAGUUCCUUGACAAAGGUUCCAUUCCUGGGCCUCUUCCCAGCGAUCAGUGCUUCGGCUAAUUAAGUUUAAGUUCAAGCUUUAGCUGCAGCUUCAUCUUUGUUUCCAAUUUUUGUUUUUAAUGAAUAAUGAAAUUAUGUGUUAUAGAUAGGUUGAUGCUUUUUAUCCAAUAUCUGUGGCCUGCCUUCAUUCAUCAUCUUCAACUAA